AUGACGACGGCAUCCGCCCUUCCACCAUUUGACUCCCUGCUGAAAACGAGCGUGAAGCGGACGCGCGCCAUCUUUCAAACAUGUCCGGACGAGGGUAUGCGGGACGACGAGAAAGUUGUACGAGUACGGCUCUCAACGAAGAUAAACGACGAAUACAAGGACUAUAAGGAGCUACCACCUGUCCUCCUUGCCCAACAAGGCGGCGUUGGCCCCGCGCGGCCUAAAGAGCAACGCAAGGCUAUAACAGCAGGACCCUCGGCAGAAACGAAUCGUACCCUAACGGUCAUGGCCAAGCCGACCGCAUCACAACAACCCUCCACAUUGACGUCCUCCUCCACCCUCUCGCAAGCCCUCCAAUUACACAAGACGACCCGCACCAUCAAACCUACCUUCCAUCCGCAAUGGAAACUCACGCGCGUCAUCAGCGGUCACCUGGGCUGGGUGCGCUCAGUCGCCGUCGAACCAGGGAACAAGUGGUUCGCUACGGGUGCCGGCGACCGUGUCAUCAAGAUAUGGGACCUAGCCAGCGGCGAGCUCAAGCUCAGUUUGACGGGUCACAUAUCGACCGUACGGGGACUAGCGGUCAGCCCGCGGCAUCCCUACCUCUUCUCCUGCGGUGAGGACAAGAUGGUAAAAUGCUGGGACCUCGAAGCGAACAAAGUCAUCCGGCACUACCACGGCCACCUCUCCGGCGUCUACGCGCUCUCCUUGCACCCCACGCUCGAUAUCCUCGUCACCUCCGGCCGCGACUCGUCCGCGCGCGUGUGGGACAUGCGCACAAAAGCGCAGAUCCACGUCCUCGGCGGGCACACGGGCACCGUCGGCGUCGUCAAGUGCCAGGACUCGGACCCGCAGGUGAUCACGGGCAGCAUGGACUCCACCGUCCGCCUCUGGGACCUCGCCGCCGGCAAGACGAUGGUCACGCUCACCCACCACAAGAAGUCGGUCCGCGCGCUCGACAUCCACCCGACCGAGUACAGCUUCGUGAGCGGCUCCGCAGGCGGGAACAACAUCAAGAAGUGGAAAUGCCCCGAGGGCGCGUUCGUCUGCAACUUUUCCGGACACGACGCGAUCAUCAACACGCUGUCCGUCAACGCGGAGGGCGUCUUGUUCUCGGGAGCCGACAACGGCUCUCUCACCUUCUGGGACUACAACUCGGGCACACCCUUCCAGAAUUUGGACGACAUACCACAGCCCGGUUCGCUCGAGGCUGAAGCUGGCGUGUUCUGCUCCACGUUCGACCAGACCGGAACGAGGUUGAUAACGGGCGGAGCGGACAAGACCAUCAAGAUAUACUCGGAACAAGCACAGUGA
Punctularia strigosozonata HHB-11173 SS5 is the source of this 1314-nucleotide messenger RNA. Its product is annotated as WD40 repeat-like protein. Gene Ontology annotation, biological process: mRNA splicing, via spliceosome. Gene Ontology annotation, molecular function: protein binding. The transcript is spliced from 6 exons. Lineage: Eukaryota; Fungi; Basidiomycota; Agaricomycetes; Corticiales; Punctulariaceae. The record is from RefSeq and is a predicted model, not a curated record. Bases 1 to 1314 code for a protein of 437 amino acids. Gene Ontology annotation, cellular component: precatalytic spliceosome; catalytic step 2 spliceosome; Prp19 complex.